UCAGUUACGGUUUGCCGGCUGCUCAUUGGUCGCGAAGGAGGAAGAUGCGACAGCAAUGGUAUUGCUGUGUGGACGAUGCACGAGCGAUGUCUGAUGUUGAGGCAGCGUACGCAGACUUCAUUGCAUCUGGCAGGACGGGACGCAGGAACGCAAUGCACGACAUCCUGCAGAGUCCCACAGACCCAGAGGGACGUGAACUGCCCCUCACCCUGUCUUUGUCCCAGCUGCACAUUAACGCAGGAGGGGGAGGUAACCUGCUGCAUGAGACUAUUUCAAUGGAGAUGACACUGAGGACAGCCAGAGCUCCUCUUCCUCCUCGGCCCACAGGGAUGCUGAGCAGAGGAACAGCUAACCAGCCACACACUCCUGCCAGUGGACAGAGAGCUGCAAGAUGGACUCCAGCCACCAGUGUGAUGAAGCCAUUUGUCCUAAGUGGGCUGGUAGCUGGAGGGUAGCACCACCACUGUUGAGGCACCCAUAAGCAGGGCACUGACCACCCCCCACCCCCUCCAAAAUCCACUCUGGAGGUGCUGUGCUGUGAUCUGAUCACCCAGUGCUCUCAUAUGUCCUUGUGACUCUGCUGUGCACUCGAAGAACAGGCGGUUGGCAGGGGUGUAUCAGUGUUGGAGUAAGCAGACAAAUUUGUAGCCCUUGUACAGCCGAUUUUACUUUCAGUCGUAGUUAUUAAACACACAGGCCAGAUGAUUGGAAUCAUAGCCUGAGAACCUCUGUGAGUUUUGUAGUCGUGCAAGCAAUUUGUGAGACCACUGAGACGUGCUAAUGUAAUGGUCACAGUGGGAGUAGCAUGUUUGUAGUGACGCUGAUAGAGAUUAUAUUGCCAGCUAAUGGCUUGUGCUUCCUUUAAAUUGACAAUACUGUAGAGGGAAUUGGACUACUUGGCUGUUGUAGAGCUGGAAAACACCAUGAACAAAAACCUUGAGGCCUGGUAACUUCAUCUGUGCAAACGUGUGUUCACUGAUCCUGUUGUGUUUGAGGAACAAAACCUAGUCAUAUGCUGUAUGUGAAACUGGUAUAUACAGAAAAAAAAACAGGAGACAGUAGGAGUACAUGGACAUUGUGGUGUGGCAGUGUUCUGUUGACACCAACAAUAGUUAAUAAUAGUGAAUAUGAGUGACAUAUUUUAAUGAGUCAGUGGUUUAAAAAAAUGAGGAUAACGUACUGUCUUUUAAAAUAUUUAUACUUCUUAUUUUUUACUUUUCUAACGAUGCCGUUAUAAUCACAACUUUAAAUGGAUGGUAUGAAAUUUUGGGAAAUACACUUUGCUUGGCUUCAAAUCGCCACUGGUACCACUUUGAUGUUUGAAUGCUAAAUAUGUAGCUGUAAUCAGCAGAUUAUUUUAGCUUUAGAGGAUAAAAAGCUCAAAUUGGGAAACAGCUAGCCUGGCUGUGUGCGAAGCUAAUAUCCACCUCCCAACACCCCUAAAACUGAAUAAUUGACAUGCUAUAUCUUCUCUUUAAAUUUGUCCAAAAACUGAAGUAUUAAAAGAGUCAGUAAACUUCUUGUCUAUAGCCAGGCAUUUUUUUUUAUUUGACAUGUUAAUUUUCAAGUUUUAUAAGUGCUGGUAGCGAGACUGUCUUAUCUUUUGGACAGAGUCAGGCUACCUGUGUCUUUAUGCUAGGCUAAGCUAAAACUUGGGAAAAUGUGGUAUUUAUACUUUUUUAUUUUAUACUUUUUUAUUAGCCAAGAUUAGUCAAGCGUAACCCUGCUUUGCCUGUGUUGUUCAUCAUGUACUUCAGUUAUCUGUGGGAGGAGCAAAAGUGUCAUUUAGCCUUAUUAUAGGAAACAGAUUUUGAUUUAUGAUCAUCAGUUAGGCAGUUCAGCAACUGUAAUGUGAAGAAAUGUAUUUCCUAAAAUGUCAAACUAUUCCUUAAAUGUAGAUAUGCAAUACUCAGUGGAGCUUCCAGUAAGUGUAACAUGUUUGUGUGAAGGUUUCUGUCUCAGACAUUGAGGCUGAACCACAUUACUGCUUCUUCCUGUAAGAAUGGAUACAUCCCAUGAUCAUCAUUCGCAAAGACCUUCAUGCAUGCACCGUAAAAACUGUGUAUUUCAUUAUUUCCCCCCCCCCCAGUAUAAUCUUACUAUAAUACUGCAGCCUGACUACGUGUCAUUCUCAUUCAAGCUAAUAAUAGGGCCAAUGAAACUGAUUUAUAACACUCAUUCAGUCAGGUUUUCAAGUUGUAAACUGCCAUGUGACUGCAUAGUGGCUCUCACACACUCUUCAACAAUACGCUGUAAAUCUAGCUGUUCAUAAUUCAGCAUGUAGAAGUAUAGGGGGCAAUGUGGCAUGAUUUUAAUAAACGUGUAGCUGUUGGUCUGACUGUCUAUAAUCAUAUUUUCUACCCAAUGUGUCAAAAUAAAUAACAAAUGAC
Molecule: messenger RNA, 2390 nt
Organism: Scatophagus argus
Lineage: Eukaryota; Metazoa; Chordata; Actinopteri; Scatophagidae
Product: cAMP-dependent protein kinase inhibitor alpha-like
Exons: 3
Coding region: 45-455 (136 amino acids)
Biological process (GO): negative regulation of cAMP-dependent protein kinase activity
Cellular component (GO): cytoplasm; nucleus
Molecular function (GO): cAMP-dependent protein kinase inhibitor activity
Source: RefSeq, a predicted model, not a curated record